CUGGAUUUGCCCACCCUCCACGAGACGGUGCUGGGGUGGGGGGGGGGAAGCUCUUGACCCCGUAGGGGUGGGUGCUCCCGUACUGCUGUAGAGGGGUGAAGAGGUUCUGGGGCUCACACCUGGAAUUGGUGAAGGAAGGGGGGGGUGGACCUGUGGGUGGUGGUGUUGUUCCCUGACAAUCAGCCUCGCUGUGCCCAGUACCCUCGGUGUGGGAGGGAUGAGGGAAAAGAGUGAGGGAGUGAGAGAGUGGGGGUGGGAGAGAGAGAGGGAUGGAAAGUGUGUGUGUGAGUGUAACUGAGAGAGAGAGAGAGAGAGAGAGAGAGACAGGCAGGCAGAGUUAGUGUGACUGAGAGAGGGACAGACUAACAGGACUGAAAAAGGCAGCAACACAGAAAGCGAAUUAGUGAAACAGUAGACAGAGACAGCAGGAAGGAAGCUGAGGGGUGGGGGAAAACAGAGAGGACUGAAAGAGAGGCAGAGAUGGGAAGGAGAGCCUGAGACAACCCCCCCCGAAUCAAGGCCAGUACCACCUGGGUGGGCCGAACCAUCCACCCGGUGGUGGAAGGGGGGAUGUAGAUGUCCCAGGACCCAAAUAUUUUUCCUCCGGAUCUGAGUCAGGGCUGGGGGGGGUGGGGAGGGAAGGAGGAAGGCGAUGUUAUUGCCUGGAAUGUUUGCCCGCCUGUGUGUGCAUGCUUGUGUGUGUUGGCUCUUUCCUCGCUCCCUUCCUCCUUCGCCUGGUUAUUUUCUUUGGAAGGGCCGGGGCUGUGGGGCUGGAGUUCCUGCGGGGAAGGGGAAGGGGAAGGGCGGGGACAGCAGGUAUAUCAAUGCAGUGCAAGGCAGAGCCGGCAGCAGUCACAGGGAUGAAGAUCGACAAGCGGCUGCUGCUCUUGGCCCUGCUGGUGUCGGCCGCCCUCUCCGGGCCCGUCCGACGUCAGGACUCCGAGGAGGAAGAGGAGUCCGAGGAGUCUGAGGAGGAGGAGGAGGAGGAGGAAGAAGAGGGAGGCGAAGGCGGCGAGCAGGAGGGCGAAGGCGGUGAGCAGGAGGGCGAAGGUGGCGAGCAGGAGGGCGAAGGCGGCGAGCAGGAAGGUGAAGGCGGCGAGCAGGAAGGCAAAGGUGGCGAGCAGGGGGGCGAGGGGGGACAGGAGGAGAAUGGCAACGGUACCCAUCCUUCCCCCGGCGAAGGUGAGCCUGCGGAAACCCCAGCUGCUCAACCAGAGGAGCCGUCACCGCCUGCCGGCCAAUCAGAAGCCUCCGCACCUGCUGCCAGCCAACCAGGGCCACCCACCCUUGCUGUUAACCCACCAGGGAUCUCAGUUGCUGUCGCCAUCCAACCAGACAUCGCCGCGCCUGCCGCUGUCCAAUCAGGAGUCUCUGCGCCCACCGGUGUCCAACCAGAGGUCUCCGUGCCCAUUGCCAGACUAUCAGAAGCCUCCGCUCCUGCAGCUGUCCAAUCAGGGGUGUCCGCUCCCACGGGCAUCCAACCAGAGGUCUCUGUGCCCAUUGCCAAACAAUCAGAGGUCUCCGCUCCUGCCGCUGUCCAAUCAGGGAUCCCGAGUCCCGCUGUGCCUGCCAUCAGCCAACCAGUGGUCUCUGCACCCACAGUCAGCAAAUUAGAGGCUGGCGCACCAGCAGUCAGUUUAGCUGCCAUCAGUCACCCAAUGGCCUCCAUGCCUGCAGCCAGCAAAUCAGAGGAUGCUACCCCAUCAGCUGUCCAAUCAAGGAUCACCGCAGCAGCAGCCAGCAAACCAGAGGUUUCGGUGCCUACAGGUGACCAAUCAGAGGUUCCUGCACCGGGCACUGGCGAAUCAAAAACUGCUGCCCCAUUGGCUGGCCAAUCGGCAGUCUCCGUGCCAGCAACUGGCGAAUCAAGAGCUGCGCCACACUCGGCCGGCCAAUCAGGGAUCUCCGCUCUCACAGACGGUGAAUUGAAAGCCCCAGCGGCGAUGGCUGAACAUCUGUCCAGACUCCCACAGCCAGACGCUGCCGGGCUCCUCGCCAGACAGCCGCUCGCCUCCGUCUCACUGGCCAAACACGAGGAUGCCGCACCGCCACUGGCCAAGCAGCCAGACGCCCUGGUGAGCCCGGCCAGACUGCCAGCCGUCCCAGUUGCCCUGACGACACGACCAGACGAGGCGGCCGGGCUGAGGCAGCAGGUGGAGACGGCACUGAAUGAGAUAGAGCUGCAGGUGACCCAGGAACUGGCUGCAGUUCAGCGUCUGGCCCUCCGUCUAGACACUGUGGAGGCCACCCUGUCUAGUCACACCAGCCGGUUUCAGCGUCUGGAUGCCACGCUGGCUGAGUUUCAGGAUGCCAUCAGUAACAUCUCGGACUCUACGUACACCAACCGCAAGGGCAUCGGGGAGCUGAAGGGAUGCUCCCGGGGUGUCCGACACAACGCCAAGUGCUUCCUGGGCUUCCGAUCCUUCCAGACGUUUGAGGAGAGCACGAGCCGGUGUGGUUCCAGCGGGGGGCGCCUGGCCUCACCGCGCGACCGGGCCGAGAACGAGGCCUUGGCUACCUACACCCGCCAGUUCUUCGCCCCCGGCAACUGGCCGGCCUGGAUCGGGGCCACCGACGAGCGGAGCGAGGGGGCCUUUCAGUACCGGGACGGGCAGCUGGCCGGGCUGUGGGACCCCUGGUAUCGUGACCACCGGCUGGGUCAGCCCAACGGCGGGCGGCGGGAGAACUGUGUGGCUCUCUCCACUGACGACGGCAGGUGGUGGGACAAGGACUGUCAGAGGAGAAUGUACUACAUUUGCGAGUACGACUACUGAGGGGCUUUCAAACCCUGCCCCCUCAUCCACAGAAUGGGGCUGAUGUGGCGGGGGGGGAAGCUGGCACGCCCAGGGAAAACUGAUGGGUGUGGGGGGGGGGCUCAGAGGGAACCUACAUCGCCAUGGGAAUGCUGGGCUUCCCAAUUGGCUCCUUGGCCAUCAACCAACCCUCCAAUUGGGCCCCCGACUCUCCAUUGGGUCUUUAACCUUGCAAAUGGUUCUUCAACCUUCGGGUUGGGAUUUUAACCAUUCAGAGGGUCCUUCAUAUUCCAAAUGAACCCAUCAACCCCUCCCCCACCAAUUGGAUCACAACCCUCCAACUGGACACCCCAACCCUCCAAUCAGAUGCCCAAGCCCUCCAAUUUGACCUCUCACCCUCCAAUUGGAUGCUUCGAAUUUCCAGUUGGACUCCAACCCUCCAAAUGGAAUUUUAACCCACCAAUUGAACCCCCCCAACCAUCCAAUUGGACAUCCAACUCUCCAAAUGGAUUCUUAACCUUUCAGCUGGUGGACUCCAACUUUCUGAGAGGAUCCACAUCCUCCCAAACGCCCUCCUGAGAGCCCCAUAGGGCAAGAACCUAGUCCAGUCCCUGAGAAUCCAUUUCCCCUCCCCCCCUCAAGGAUGGGAUGUCCUCUCACUGAGUUGGCACUGCCCCCCCACCCCUGCCCAACUUUCCCAUGUUUCCCUCAGGGUGGCCAGGAUGCAACACAGGGGUGGGGCUGUGUCAGGGUAAGGGAAGGAGAAGAAGGCCAAUCACAAGCCACGAUACGGAGAGGCAGGAUGGGGGGAUGGGGCAGAGGAAACAUGUUACUAAGGUGCUUAAUGACCAGCCAACUGCCAGACUUUUUGCUAUGGUGCAUUAGAAGUAGCAAGCCAAUCAGUGACGAUCAUACUGAGGCACAUUAGACACAACCGAGUUUGGUCAACGGCCCCUGUACUACCACAACCUGUUCUGGAGCAGGGUCCAAUCAAUAAAAGCGAUGCUGAAUCCCACGCAAGGAGUGUCAGCUAAUCACUAUGCCAGCGUCCCGAUGCUGAAUACAUUUAGGCCAAUGGGUGGCCAGGAUGCUGAGAGGGCCAGACAGCUGGGCCAAUUGGUGGACUGCGCACUGAGAUGAACUGGGUGGAAGGAUCAAUCAGGAAUCAGGAAACCGAGGGGCCCCUGGAGGAGGCCACUGCCCAUGGACCAUCUUCCAUUCUAUAUCAGCCCCUCACUGGGCUCCAUUUGCCUGCACUGAUCCCAGGACAUCCAGAAGUCCACCUGCCUUGGACUCAGGGACAAUCCAUGCAGGCGUUAACCUGCAUGGUUGAGGAUUGCACAGGGCGAGGCCAGUUCCCCUCGAUUCCGGGGAUGCGGCAAAGUGUCCCACAGCUCGAACUGCGAUGGGGGAAGAGCGUCAGGGCAGGAGGGGGUGAGGUCACAGAGAUGCAGGGGAGGGAAAGGCUCCUUGGCUGGACUGGGUGGGGGAGGGUGAGUCAGUAACGGGAUAAUUUGACUCAGGUCUCUCUCCCUCGGGAUCUGCAGCCUCCAGCUGAUUCUGUAUCUGUGGUUUCAAUAAACUCAAAGCCUGCCACCCAUUCCUGGUGUGAGUCACUUGUCUCUCCGGUUGCGAGGGGUGGGGCCGAGUGGAAGUAUUCGAACCUCCGCCGCGGAAUUCACCCGGGAUUCUGCUCUCUGCUCGUGGGCUGGGGUCCAGAUCCCUUGGCGAGGUGGAACCGCGAUGGGAGGACAGAGGGAGGGAGGGAGGAAGAGGACGAACCCAGGAUCCAAUCGCAAGGAUCUUGCGAAGAGCAGCCAGGGGAAGACGCGUCCGCGAAGGAGAGCGGGAACUGGAUGCACAGCGGCUGGGCUGGGGAGAGCGAUGGAGUGCGGGACGCAAGGGGAGAUGGAGGGGGGUGUGAGUGAGAGGGUGGGGACGGAGUGGAAUGGGGAUGAGGGCAAUAAUCAACCACAAGAUAUUGGAGAGAAAUGAGGCUAUUUGGCUCAUCGAGUCUGCUCCUCCAAGCAAAGAAUUGUAAAAAGAGAGACUGAGAGGGAUGGAGGAGGGAAAGAGUGAGAGAUGAUGGAGGGGAAGUGGGGAGGAAUGGGUCAGGGGAACGGGGAGGUUGAAAUGAUUAAUAAGUGAGGGGUUUAAUAUGUUCUGAGAGAUUGGAUAUACAAGUAUUUGGACAGCCAAGGGCUGAUUAAGGAUAGUCAGCAUGACUUUGUGCAUGGUAGAUCGUGUUUAACGAAUCUUGUAGAGUUUUUCGAAGGAGUUACCAAAAAAAUAGACGAAGGAAAGGCUGUGGAAGUUGUCUACAUGGACUUUAGUAAGGCCUUUGACAAGGUCCCUCAUGGGAGGUUAGCUCAGAAGGUUCAGACAUGGAGAGGUUGUAAACUGGAUUCAAAAUUGGCUGUGUGGGAGAAGACAGACAGUGGUAGUGGAUGAUUGCUUCUCAGACAGGAGGCCUGUGACUAGUGGUGUGCCUCAAGGAUCUGUGCUGGGACCAUUGUUGUUUGUUGUCUACAUCAAUGAUCUAGGUAAUAAUGUGGUAAAUUGGAUCAGCAAGUUUGCUGAUGACACUAAGAUUGGAGGUGUUGUGGACAGCGAGGAAGGCUUUCCAAGCUUGCAGAGGGAUCUGGACCAACUGGAAAAAUGAGCCAGAAAAUGGCAGAUGGAAUUUAAUGCAGGUGUGAGGUGUUGCAUUUUGGAAGGACAAAUCAAGGUAGGACAUACACAGUAAAUGGUAGGGCACUGAGGAGUGUGCAGGAACAAAGAGAUCUUGGAGUUCAGAUACAUAAUUCCCUGAAACUGGGGUCACAGGUAGACAGGGUUGUAAAGAAGGCUUUUGGCAUCCUGGUAUUCAUAAAUCAAAGUACUGAGUAUAGGAGAUGGGAUGUUAUGGGGAGGUUGUAUAAGACAUUGGUGAGGCCAAAUUUGGAGUAUUGUGUGCAGUUCUGGUCACCUAACUAUAGGAAGGAUAUCAGUAAGAUUGAAAGAGUGCAGAGAAGGUUUACUAGGAUGUUGCCGGGUCUUCAGGAGUUGAGUUACAGAGAAAGAUUGAACAGGUUAGGAUUUUAUUUCUUGGAGCAUAGAAGAAUGAGUGGUGAUUUGACAGAGGUUUACAAAAUUGUGAGAGUAAAUGUGAAUCGGCUCUUUCCACUUAAGAUUGGGAGAGAUAAAUAAGAGAGGACAUGGCUUUAGGGUGAAAGGUUUAGGGGGAACAGCUUCACUCAGAGAGUGGUGGGAGUGUGGAACAAGCUGCCAUCUGACAUGGUAAAUGCGGGCUCACUCUGAAGUCUUAAGCACAAGUUGGAUAGAUACACGGAUGGGAGAGGACCGGAGGGUUAGGGACUGGAUGCAGGUCAAUGGGACUACCGAAAUAAUGUUUCGGUACAGACUAGAAGGGCCGAACGGCCUGUUUCCUGUGCUGUAGUGUCCUAUGGUUCUCUGGAAGGAGUGGGGGAAAUGGGACUGAGGGGGUGGAGUAGUGGAUGAGGAAACGAGGGGAAGAGAUGAUGGAAGAGGGAGAGAAUCAGAGGAUGGAGGGUGUGGAGUGGAAGAAAUCCUUAACCUUCACAAAGACUCUCUUGAAAAACACCACCAAAGCUCAUCACCAAGAUGGCGCACCGAUCCCUUACAAAGAUGGCAGUUGUGCCCUUAAACCGAAGGCAAACUGCUCCCUUCUCAACAUGGCGUCCCGUGCCCUCUCUACGAUGGCGGAUUCCUUGGCUCAGCAAACUCCCAAGGCAAAAGGCACAUUUGAAGUGAUUGCAAACGACCAUGGACACAUUCCAAGUGAUUGCGCAACCACCAACUGCGACUCCAGCCUUGAACUCCAGGCCGGGUCUUUAUGUGCU
Molecule: messenger RNA, 6616 nt
Organism: Mobula hypostoma (lesser devil ray)
Lineage: Eukaryota; Metazoa; Chordata; Chondrichthyes; Myliobatiformes; Myliobatidae
Product: neurofilament heavy polypeptide-like
Exons: 3
Coding region: 690-2774 (694 amino acids)
Source: RefSeq, a predicted model, not a curated record